AGCAAACCCGAUCCCGACUCCGGACAGCACAGCUAGCUUUCAAAGGUCCAGUCAUACCCGCCAUCACAACGACGACUACAGCAUCGUCCCUCUCCCAACGACAAGAUCCUCUACCUCCCCUCGCACUGAUAAAGAAGCAAUCGAGAAUUGUGCCCUCUGCGACUCAAUUGCCUCACCCCCGUCCCCGCCCGAGUCCCCGAACGAUCGACGAGAAAACCCUACGGCAGAGGAACCAUACCGCCCUCAACCCCCACCACGAACGCACCGUACAUCACAAUCCAAACCAACACGAUGCGUCUUCUCACUCAGACCCCCACCGCCGCAGCGCGCGCCAUCUCUCAAGCUAGGGCGAUGCCAAUCCAGUCGCUCGCCACACGAACCUUUACGAGUACCACGAUACAACGGUCCGCCGACCACGCGGAUCACUACGAUCCUCCUAGUGGAUGGCUGUUUGGUGUGAAGCCGGGUGAGAAGGCGGAGAAGGAGGGUUGGGAAAACAUCUGGAUUUAUGGCUUCUUUGGGAGUCUUGGUUUGGGGGUUAUUGGGUAUGCUUUUAAGCCUGAUACUUCGUGAGUUGUGCCUCUUUCUUUUUUUCUUGCCGCGGAGUUUGCUUUCUGCGUACAUGCGGAGGGUAUUGGAAUGGGUGAUGAAUGGGGAGAGGUGAAGUGAGAUGGAACGGGAUGUGUUAGGGGUAGAUGUGGGAUGGAUCGGGGGUGUAUUUGAAUAGCGUUGAGAGAAUAUUGAAUUUGCAAGAAACCAGAAGCUAAUGUAGUCCCUCAACAGGAUACAAGCUUGGGCCCUCGAAGAAGCACGAAGAAGAUUAGAAGUCGAAGGUAUCCUCGCCGAACCAGAGAGCAAAUCGUAAUAUCCCCUCACCGUAGGGCAUCGCAGGGGUCUUUCGCUUCGGCAUCGAGUCGAGAACACACGAACAUACAAAAGCAUCUUAGAUGGCUGUUGAGUCUGAAGCGUGGUGGUUGUACAUAAGACGGAAUCGGGUGUGAUUUUUCCUUGGGUUUUUUUUUGGGCUUUUGCGAUUUUUGCUGUGUGAUGGAGGGGUAGGGAGAG
This is a messenger RNA of Hymenoscyphus albidus, 1065 nucleotides long. NCBI's taxonomy places the organism in Eukaryota, Fungi, Ascomycota, Leotiomycetes, Helotiales, Helotiaceae. The record is from the annotation of a GenBank genome assembly.